AUGCCUUCCCUCGACGUGAUCCGCGCUGCCACAGCGAAACUGCACGAUGGCCCUCCCCUAGUUGCUGUGUUCACGGCGACUACAGGCAUCGGACCGUAUACGGCCAAGGAGCUGGCCAAGGCGUUCGCGUCCUCGGGCUCCAAGCUGCGCGUCUACAUAGUCGGACGCAAUGCUGAGCGAGCCGAGGCUCUGUGUAAGGACGGCAGGCAGCUGAGCCCCGGCUCCGACUGGCAGUACGUGCCUGCGAAGAACCUGGCACUGAUCAAUGAGGUCGAUGACAUUUGCGCCGAGAUUCGCCGGCGCGAAGAAAGAGCGCCGUUCCAGGGUGGACCUGCGCGGGUGGACCUGCUGUACAUGAGCCACUGCUGGCCAGUACUCAAGAAGCGCGAAGACACGUCCGAGGGCCUCGACACGUUUCUUUCAACGACGUACUACUCUCGCAUCCGCUUCAUCAUGCAGCUCGAGCCGCUGCUUACCGCAUCUCCCUCUGCCCACGUCAUCUCCAUCUACGCGGGUAACUUCGAGGACCCUAUCAAGCCGGGCCAGCAACCGAUCGGUCUGCCUCCGCCCGAGGAGUACGGCGUUGGGGGCGUGCGCAAGUACACCAGCUUCAUGAAGGUCUUUAUGUUCGAGACGCUGGCCGAAAAGCAUGCAGGUCACAUCAGCUUUACCUACGUCUAUCCAGGGCUGGUCGAUGGACCUGCAUUCUACGUCGAAAGCAACACCCCUCUCUGGUUCCGCUGGCUGUGGCCAGUGAUCAAGGUGGUUCUCGGGUGGUACAUGACCUCUGCAGAGGACUGCGGCCAGGUUAUGCUCUUCCUCGCUACGCCCACGUUCCCGGCACAGGGCACAGCCAGCGAGUCCGGGAACCAACAGGUGGCCCGGAGCACCAAGGGAGAGGUGGGUGGCGGCUCCUACGCGACCGGCCAUCGAGCGGAGUGGAAGGAGAAGGGGACGAGCUUUGAAAAGCAUCGCCAGCCGGACACAGCAAAGAAGGUCUGGGACCACACGAUGGAGGUGAUCGAUCGUGUGGUGGCCGGGCGCGACACGGGGGCUCCGAGAGUGCCAAUGGAUAUCUUGAUCCAAGCCGGAGGGCCCGUUGAACUGGGAGCUGGAUACUCUGCGCGCGGGACGUUGCGCACGUGGGCAAAGAAGCAGAUGACGACGAGCGGGCCUAUCUCACGCGGGACGCUAGAAGAGCAAUAUAAUCAUUCUCACGCCUUGCCAUAUGGCCGCGCCGACCUGAUAACAGUCAGCUCGGCUUCGGUCGAGGCGCGCGACGCGAGGCGCUAG
Acaromyces ingoldii is the source of this 1293-nucleotide messenger RNA. RefSeq lists its product as hypothetical. Gene Ontology annotation, biological process: secondary metabolic process. The transcript is spliced from 5 exons. The record is from RefSeq and is a predicted model, not a curated record. NCBI's taxonomy places the organism in Eukaryota, Fungi, Basidiomycota, Exobasidiomycetes, Exobasidiales, Cryptobasidiaceae. Bases 1 to 1293 code for a protein of 430 amino acids.